AGCGAAGCUGUGUGCCCAGGGUUCGCGCCCUGGUUGUGUUGCCCACCUAAGGAGCUGGCCCAGCAGGUGAGCAAAGUAUUCAACGUCUACACCGACGCCACGCCUCUGCGCGUCGCCCUGGUCACCGGGCAGAAGUCGCUGGCCAAGGAGCAGGAGAGCCUCGUCCAGAAGACGGUGGACGGCUUCCGCUGCCUGGCUGACAUCGUGGUGGCCACUCCCGGCCGCCUGGUGGACCACGUGGACCAGACCCCGGGGUUCAGCCUCCAGCACCUCCGCUUCCUGGUCAUCGACGAGGCCGACCGGAUGAUAGACAGCAUGCACCAGUCCUGGCUCCCCCGGGUGGUGGCGGCGGCCUUCCCUGGGGAGGGUGCCAAGGACCCCUUCGCUCUGCUCCAGAGACGGCAGCCCCAGGUUGUGACCGCUGCCAGCACCUGCUGCCCUCAGAUGCCUCUGCAGAAGCUGCUCUUCUCGGCCACGCUGACCCAGAACCCCGAGAAGCUGCAGCAGCUGGGCCUGCACCAGCCCUGGCUCUUCUCCACGCGGCCAGCGCGCGGGGGUCCCAGGGACACUGAUGAGGACGCGGACUCGGGUGGGAAGUACACCUUCCCUGCGGGGCUCUCGCACCACUAUGUGCCCUGCCGCCUGCGCGCCAAGCCCUUGGUCGUCCUGCACCUGAUCCUGCACCUGGGUUUCUCCAGGAUCCUCUGCUUCACCAACUCCCGGGAGAACUCCCACAGGCUCUUCCUGCUCGUCCAGGCGUUUGGAGGCGUGACGGUGGCCGAGUUCUCCUCCCGCUACGGGCCCGGCCAGAGGAAGGGGAUCUUGAAGCAGUUUGAACAGGGAAAGAUUCAGCUCCUCAUCAGCACAGACGCCACCGCCCGCGGCAUCGACGUGCAGGGGGUGCAGCUGGUGGUGAACUACGAUGCCCCCCAGUACCUGCGGACCUACGUGCACCGGGUGGGAAGAACUGCUCGUGCUGGAACACCGGACAGGCCUUCACGCUGCUCCUCAAGUGCAGGAGAGGAGGUUCCUCCGAUGCUGACUGAAGCCGGGGUCCCCGAGCUGGAGCGCACGACACCCCCAGCGAGCUCCUGCAGCCGCUGGUCCCGCAGUACGAGGAGGCCCUGUCCCAGCUGGAGAGGGCCGUCAAGGAAGAAUGGAGGCAGAAGGCAGCCUAGGCCGGGCUCUGAGGACAAUGGGACCGAGCCUGGGCGGACAGGCCUCCUGGAGGAGCCCCAGCGCACUGCCUGCUCAGCCCACGCCCGGGCGAGGCCCUUCGUCACGGCACCAGGCCUGGCCAGAGGCGGCCAAGCACACACGGGUCCGCCUCUGAUCAGUCGCUCCUCUGGGGCUGGAGCGGAUGGUUCGGACGGGCCCAGAACCGACAGGUGGCCUCUGUCCUGUGGGUGAGGUUGGCCCUGAGCCGAGUUUUGGACUUCAGCUCGUCUACGCCUCAGUGUGCCCCCAGCCUUACGUUAGCCCCCACCGCGCCGCGUGCAGAGUAACGAGCGCGAGGCUCUGGUGACUGACUGAAAACCGGCUCCCGAGCUCCGACCCACUGCUCGUGCUGACGCGGAGGCGGACUCAAGAAGGGACGCGCUGGUGUCUACCUCUGCGCCGAAGGUCAUGGUUCACUCGAGCAGAACAGCUGGUCCCAGGCUCUCGGGUGGACACGGCAGGGACGGGUCAGGAGGCAGAGGCACUGGGCCCUCAGCAGAGACCGUCCGCGUCCCGGCGCUUGUACUGAGCCAGCUCACUGGCCUCGCAGUCCCGCCCACCACCCCUGGCACGCAGGCCCGGGGCACAGGGCCGACGGAUGGAGCCGCCAAGCGUGGAGCCGGCUCGCUCGUGCUCUGGCAUCUGGCAUGCAGGCCCCUGCAGCCAUCACGCCGCCUCCCUCAGCGGGGGCCUUGAGCCUGGUGGGGGCCUGCGUCUGAAUUGAGGCUGCUGGCUCGGGGCCUGGGCCAGCCCGGAACCCAGUGUGUGCGCUGCCUUCUGUGCGGCCGCGGGAAGCACCUGAGCCUGAAGGUGGGGGGCCCUCUUGCAGGACGACGCUGCUCUCCAGGUCUGAGGAAGGCUUCCCUCUGAUUUCCUGAACAUUCUUAUUCGUGAACAGAGCUUUGGCUUUGCCUUGUAACCAAAGGCCUAUUAAAGUGAUUUCCCCGACAAAAAAAA
Messenger RNA from Myotis lucifugus (little brown bat), 2175 nucleotides. RefSeq names its product DEAD-box helicase 51 (gene DDX51). Lineage: Eukaryota; Metazoa; Chordata; Mammalia; Chiroptera; Vespertilionidae. The record is from RefSeq and is a predicted model, not a curated record. Gene Ontology annotation, cellular component: nucleus. The coding region runs from base 304 to 1410 and encodes 368 amino acids. The transcript is spliced from 11 exons.